AUGUUUGGAACGCUUGUCUCAGCCAACUUUGAUCGAGAAACGCUGGAGUAUAUUGAAAAUCCAGAUCCUGUUGCAGCAGUCAGCCGUACUGUCCAGGACAAGAUACGCAUUGCUUGCAUAAUUUGCCGCUCUAGAAAGGUUCGUUGCUCUGGAGAAGGGAAAAGAUGCCAAAGAUGUAUAUCAAUGGGACUCGAGUGCGUAUAUCCGAAAUAUCAGGGCCGCAACAAACGACGGGAAAGGAACAAAGCCCGUCGGACAACGAUUCGGCGUGGCAAGAAUAUCGCAACCAGGACUGUGUGUGAUGAAGCAGAACCCUGCGUCAGAAAUGAUCAGGCCAAGUACAGCGAAGAAUUAGUAGUGGACGACUUUGACGAUACAACAUUCGCAGACAGCUCCUUUGACGAAUCUCUUUUUGCACCUUGGAUUAUGGAUACCGCCAUGCAGAGCAAUAUAAACGCUAGUUCGGAAUCAAAUACCAAUAAGAAUUCAACUUCCACUGUUGAUACCACUGUUGAUAUCGCAACAAAUGAAUCAUCUUUAUCGCCAAAGUCUUGUAAUGCCACGGCGGUGUCACCUAUUCAACUUCUGGAUCUGUCAACAGCGGAAAUAUCCAUGACAUCGUUACUUAGACCGUCAACUGCUGGCGGGACAGAUAGUUUUGAAUCAUUGGAAGGAUCCCACACCACGUACGGUGAUGUUGCUUGGACAAUAAAUGGCGAUGGAAACAGCACGGCAGGCUCAACGCCAGGUCCGUUGUUACUCGACCCUUGUGGCAAAGCUCACACAAAAUCCGAUGGUUGUUGCUGCCUGCUGAACUCCAUCUCAUUUCUCGAGAGGUUGACCUCUAGAUCUACUUCGCAUGAGAACCGUAUUGAUCUAUUACUCGCCGACGUUCGCAAUUCCAUUGAGACUUUGGCAACAUUUAUAUCGUGUGAGAGAUGUGCGGUUAGAGUAGAGCAAGAUAUUCUACUUGCCAUGGCGGCCAGGCAAAUAAGUAUCAUCUGCGGAAAGACGGCCAACUGCUACAAGACCAUGCGCUUAUGUGCCCUCGGCAAAAAUGCAUCUGUUGGCGCGGUUGAUAUUUCCGUGUCAACCUACCGCGUCAACCAACAUGAGAAGUUACACUUACUCGGAAGCUUGGUGGCUCUACAAAUUCUAGAGUGUCAGCAGCACAUUAAUACGAUCAAGGCUCGGUAUCGCGAUCGGCCAAGUAAAGGCCACGCGGAGGCCCUGAUUGAAGCAGAGAACCAUAUUAAGCUAGCACGGGUCACUAUCAGCAGCUAUUUAUGA
Messenger RNA from Nannizzia gypsea CBS 118893, 1290 nucleotides. RefSeq lists its product as hypothetical. Gene Ontology annotation, molecular function: zinc ion binding; DNA-binding transcription factor activity, RNA polymerase II-specific. The record is from RefSeq and is a predicted model, not a curated record. Gene Ontology annotation, biological process: regulation of DNA-templated transcription. NCBI's taxonomy places the organism in Eukaryota, Fungi, Ascomycota, Eurotiomycetes, Onygenales, Arthrodermataceae. The coding region runs from base 1 to 1290 and encodes 429 amino acids. The transcript is spliced from 4 exons.